Messenger RNA from Ailuropoda melanoleuca (giant panda), 4058 nucleotides. RefSeq names its product MCL1 apoptosis regulator, BCL2 family member (gene MCL1). The record is from RefSeq and is a predicted model, not a curated record. Bases 103 to 1155 code for a protein of 350 amino acids. Gene Ontology annotation, molecular function: BH domain binding; channel activity. Gene Ontology annotation, biological process: release of cytochrome c from mitochondria; intrinsic apoptotic signaling pathway in response to DNA damage; regulation of apoptotic process. The transcript has 3 exons. NCBI's taxonomy places the organism in Eukaryota, Metazoa, Chordata, Mammalia, Carnivora, Ursidae. Gene Ontology annotation, cellular component: mitochondrial outer membrane.
UCACAGUCCUACUUCCGCUUCCUUCCACUGAGGAGUCGGGGCCGUCCCCCACUUUUCUCACCCAGGAGGCGGCGGCGGCGGCGACGGCCUCGGCAGCUUGCGAUGUUUGGCCUCAAAAGAAACGCAGUAAUCGGACUCAACCUCUACUGUGGGGGGGCCGGGUUGGGGGCCGGCAGCGGCGGCGCCGCCUCAUCGGGAGGGCGGCUUUUGGCUUCGGGGAAGGAGGCCACGGCCCGGAGGGAGAUAGGGGGAGGGGAAGCCGGUGCGGUGAUUGGCGGAAGCGCCGGCGCUAGUCCCCCGGCCACUCUCGCGCCGGACGCCCGGAGGGUCGCGCGGCCCUCGCCCAUUGGCGCCGAGGGUCCCGACGUCACGGCGACCCCCCCGAGGCUACUGUUCCUCGAGCCCACCCGCCGCGCGUCGCCGCCUGAAGAGAUGGAAGGCCCAGCCGCCGACGCCAUCAUGUCGCCCGAAGAGGAGCUGGACGGGUACGAGCCGGAACCUUUGGGGAAGCGGCCGGCUGUCCUGCCUUUGCUGGAGUUGGUCGGGGAGGCCAGCGGUGGCCCUUGUACGGACGGCUCACUGCCCUCGACGCCACCCCCAGCAGAGGAGGAGGAAGACGAGUUGUACCGGCAGUCGCUGGAGAUUAUCUCUCGGUACCUUCGGGAGCAGGCAACAGGCGCCAAGGACGCGAAACCGCUGGGCGGGUCUGGGGCGGCCAGCCGGAAGGCGUUAGAGACCCUCCGACGGGUCGGGGACGGGGUACAGCGCAACCACGAGACGGCCUUCCAAGGCAUGCUUCGGAAACUGGACAUCAAAAAUGAAGACGAUGUCAAAUCUUUGUCUCGAGUGAUGGUCCAUGUUUUCAGUGACGGAGUAACAAACUGGGGCAGGAUUGUGACUCUUAUUUCUUUUGGUGCCUUUGUGGCCAAACACUUGAAGAGUAUAAACCAAGAAGGCUGCAUCGAACCAUUAGCAGAAAGCAUCACAGAUGUUCUCGUAAGGACAAAACGAGACUGGCUAGUCAAACAAAGAGGCUGGGAUGGGUUUGUGGAGUUCUUCCAUGUAGAGGACCUAGAAGGUGGCAUCAGAAAUGUGCUGCUGGCUUUUGCAGGUGUUGCUGGAGUAGGAGCUGGUUUGGCAUAUCUAAUAAGAUAGCCUUUUAAGUGCAAUAAUUGACUUUUAACCAACCCCAGGCACCACCAAAACAAUAUACAACUGCUGUGAAAUCAAAUGUAUUUAUGAAGUUGGACUUUGAGCUGUCCAGGCUGUAACCUCCGAGAGUUCUACCCUAGCAACGUAGGAAAGCAAGGCAAGAGGAUUAUGGCUAACCGGAAUAAAUACAUGGGAAAAGUAGCCCCCCUUGAAGAGUCACUGUCUAAAGAAAGUUCAGUUUCAGCAACAGGCCAACUUUGGGAGGCCAUGGAGGAGGACUUUUAGAUUUAGUGAAGAUGGUAGGGUUGAAGAGACUUAAUUUCCUUGUCUAGAACAGGAGAGUGGCCAGUAGCCAGGCUAGUCAUAGAGUCCCAUUAAAUUUGUCCACAGAAUUCAUUAACUUCUUAUAGUGUUAAAAGAGAAGCACUAACAAUGGCAUUGAUCUGUAUAAAAUGGAUUUAAGCUACAGAUAAUAGAACUAUGACUAGAAGCCUUAGUACUGUACAACAGAGUUUGAAGGGAAGCUUUUUGUCUGUCAUUAGCUUUCCCAGGUAUACUUCUUGAAUAGAAAGUCCAAGUGCUCAGGACUUUCACACCUGUUCUACUUUGGCUUGGUUUGAGUGGUUUCGUUCAUUAGCCUAGUAAUGGCCAAGAAUACUUGACUUAAGGCUCAGUAAUUACAGUUGCAAAUAUGGGAAUAUCCUCAGUUUUUAAGGCAGAAACAACUUGUAAAUGUAUUUGUCUGUAAAAAUUGUAUAUAUUUUUACAGAAAGUCUAUUUCUUUGAAAUGUAAAGGGAUGGAGAGUCUCACAGUACAUUAGUUUUUUCAUACCCAUUUGAAAUUUACAACUUCUGUAGUUAGGAAUCUAUUUCUUACAGCUUUUCUAUUCUAAAUUUUGCGCUGGUCAGUUGUAGAUUGUAUACAGAACCAAUUUGUGUAAUUGUACACAACUUGGUUUUAAUGGAACAAUUCUGAUUCAUAACUAUGCAGACUUUAAUUUUCCUAUCUGGUUGGUAAGUAUUCCUUAGUUUUUGUUUUUGUUUUUUUAAACCUGGGAUUGAGAAAUUGAGGAAUGGAAAUUCAUCUUUUCACCUCCUUACAUGUGGGCUUUCAAUAAUUGAGUCAAGGUGGAGUUUUUAAGUUUUGGGCCGGGAAGGCGUGUGGGCUGGUAACUUGCAAAAUAAUGGGCUCUGAUUGGACGGCUACUCAUUUGAGUUCCUUCCAUUUGACCUAAUUUAACUGGUGAAAUUUAAAUUGAGUUUAUGAGCUCAUCUUCAAAACUUUUGCUAAAAGAUUUUCAGCUGUUCCAAAUGGGACUUACUAACAGUAUGUAUAUAAAAAGAUCACAUCAGUGGAUGAGAGAUAUUUGAUCCCUUGUGUGCUUAAUAAAUUGUAAAAUGAUGGCUUGGAAAAGCAGGCUUAUAAGUCUAACCAUGGUGCUAUUAUUAGGCUUGCUUGUUAAACACAGGUCUAAGCCUAGUAUAUCAAUAAAACAAAUACUUUUUGUUUCAUUUCUAUUAACGAUUACCAAACUUUGUUUCAGAUUUUUGCAUUGGCAUCUCUUUGGAUUUCAGACUUGACGUUUUAUCGAACUUAACUGUUUAUUUUCUGUCCUUCCUUGAAAUACUUGCUGCUUGUUCUCCCUAUACAGAUAGUUAUUUCAGUCCUUACAUCCUUACCCUGCCAUCCCUGAACUCUUAACUAGCCCUUUUAGUUUUUGGCACUAUGAACCCUAUGUAACACCUCACCCCCCACCCUCCACCCCAGGAGUCCAGAGACCUUCAUCCUUAAUGAAUUUUAUUCUUGGGAGGUGGUAGUACAGUGGGUGCCAUGACCAUAACAGUCAUGUGGUGGGAGGAGUCCCUUUUCCUUGAAUUGGUACCUUUUUCAGUUGUUGCUUUAUCCUAUCUUUGGGGGAAAGUUUUAAAAGUCCCUUUAGGAAUUUUCAGAGGAAGGGACAACAAAUUAGGUGACUUAGUCUCUAAGUUCCUUUGCAUUCAGAAAUGCUCAUUUAAAAUUAUAGAAAGGGAUGGGCUCUGUUAAACCUCAAAGAGUUAAUGUAAAAGCUACUGGUAAACUGAAGAAAGCUUCUGUAGUAGACCUAGGGUCAUUUGAAAGCUUCAUCCACAGAACAUGACCUUUAGUCUGUGGACUCAAGUAGACAUAAAUAAAAUGACUAAGAAUGUAAUAGGGAAGGAUUGCCGUGCCUGCCCAUCGUCAAGCCAUAAGGUCAUCUAGCUGGAGCUAUUUUUACCUAUGUAUUUAUCGUUCUUGAUCAUGCACCACUUAUUUAUGUCAUGUCUAUCUCUAAGGACCUAAAAGCACUUUAUGUAGUUUUUAAUUAAUCUUAAGAUCUGGUAAAGGUGACUAAAAGCUGGUAAAGGUGACUAAAAGGCUUGUCUCCCCAUAUCCAGUUGUGGAAAUAAGCGCAUAGAUGUAAAUUGAAGUUUAGGGAACCCACUUCCCAAUGUACUAGGUGUGACUGCUGAAAUGUAGAGGAGGGUCUUAGUUGAAAGUUUGGGUCGGGCUGUCGGGGCUUAGGGAGCCCAAGUGCUUUAGGGAAGGGUGGGUGGUUUUCUAGGGAGAGGAGGCACACGUUCUAAGUGCUGACUAGCUGCAUAGUUCAAGCAAAUCCUCAAAUGGAGAGGGAGGGGCUGCUUGGAAAGCUGGCUCUCAGCAACUUGUCUUAUGCUUCUCUCAGGGAAAAACAUGCAAUCCUCUAGUGUCAUGUGCACUCUGUUGGGGGUGAACACCUUGGUUCCGGUUAAACAGCUAAUCUGUUGACAGCUGUGCCAGGAAGGGUUAGGACCAACUACAAAUUAAUGUGGGCUGUAAAAUGUAGUGUGUUUCCCUAACUUCCUGUUUUUCCUGAGAAGAAAAUAAUAAAUCUUUUAUUCAAAUGCAA